Osmia bicornis bicornis is the source of this 2087-nucleotide messenger RNA. RefSeq lists its product as uncharacterized. The transcript has 3 exons. The coding region runs from base 733 to 1710 and encodes 325 amino acids. The record is from RefSeq and is a predicted model, not a curated record. Lineage: Eukaryota; Metazoa; Arthropoda; Insecta; Hymenoptera; Megachilidae.
CGCGAUCGAAAGCGAUCACUCUUCGUCGAUCAAUCGUAUUACCAGGCAACGAGUUUUCGACGUUCAAAAAGCGACUUAACAUAUAUUGUAAUAUUCAUUUGCACGCGCAGCGGUGGGAUAUUCCGUUUUCGUUCAGUGAAAUCGUGUGUUGGCUGUAUUUCUUUGAACAUUUCUUUGAAUCUAUUAUUACUUGAAUCUCUUACUAGAACCUUUGAUUUGCAAUUCAGACAAAAACGGGAUUUUUCAUAUAUUGAACACUCAUUUUACCACAUUUGCCGCGCAUUGCGUCGUAUAUUGAAUAUAUUAUUGCAAAUUGUUGAUUAUUGUGUAUUUAUAUUGUAUAAUUCCUGUUAAUUUGAUUUAUAUAUUUUUGUGUGUUGCGAUAAUUGUUCGCUUGCGUUGCGGUAAUUUGUCAAAUUCCGUUAAUUAUUUAUUUGUCUGUUAUAUUUAUUAUUUAUUAAUCUAUUUAUUUCUAUUUAUUUCUAUUUAUUUAUUUAUUCUUAUUUAUUUUGCGUUAUUUAUUUACUUAUUUAAUUAUUUUGUGUUCUGUCCACUCAUUUUGUGUUCCAUUCAGAUUAUUUCUCUAUUUUGAUUCAUACGAUCGAACAAUUAUCGCAGAUUUCGUUUUGAAUACGGUGUGCUACAUUAUUUGAUUAUUUGUGAAUAUUUAUAUUUAUUUGUGUCUUUUUCUACUGAUCUAUAUUUUGUAACUGAAAAAGUACACUUUGGAAUAUGUACGAUCCGCCGAUUGAUGCGGGCGCGAGCGGAAGCGCCUCGCAAACGAUCCGCGAUGACGGUGACGACCUUUUCGCCACUGUAAUCGAACAGCGAUUUAUGCCGAAGAACACGUAUCACUAUUACUAUUGUCAAAUCGCGAACAUCCGCAUGAGGCGCGACGAAUCCGUGUACGUUUUCCAUGAUCGAAUUAGGGCCUUGCUUAUGGACAUAGAAGAUAUAAUUAAGACCGAUUACGAAGGUGAUAGUCAGCUGAUGAUGGCACCAGUUCGAACUACGGCGUUAGAUUCAUUUAUUUAUGGGUUACCUGAUGACAUAGCGAGAGUCGUGGAAGCGCAAGAUCCUAAAACGUUGGAGAAUGCAGUAGAGAUAGCAGUUCGCGUGGAAUCGCGGCAUCGCCGUCGAUUACUGUGGCAUGAUUCUCGACAUCCGAGUUACGAUUUAGGGUAUCGCCGGGAACAUAGCGAUCGCGAUUAUAGACCGCGUUAUGAGGGUCUCAGCCCUGAGCGGAACUAUGGUCGACCGUAUCCACGUUUUGAUUCAUAUUCACCUGUUAGGCACGAGCCUCAUUCGCCAAGGCAAGGCUCGUACUCGCCAACAAGACAACAACCGAGUCGGGAGUUUAAUCGGGCUACGAGCCCUGAUAGGGCGUUUAAUACCGAAUCGCGAGAUGCACCCGCCCAGCAGACGCAUCAUUGUAAAUCUUGCCGUUGUGCGAGGGCAUCAUACGCGCGAACAAAUGUCCAUUCGCGUUCAUCAAGUCCAGAAACUGUAUCGACCGAGACGUUACGAUCAAGGAGCGAUCACCGCCCGUGCUCUCCAUCUUUGGGUGAGCCGGUAGCAGGACCUUCGACCGCGUCCCGCAGAUCGCCGUCUCCGAACGCGAGAGAUCCUUUGAACACGACGACGAGUCGACGGUUACUCGAGCGUCAUCUGAAUCAAAAAGUACAAUUUAAGACACGGUCUUACGAUUAGCCAUAGAAACGAAGCGCCACACGCCCAUCGUUAAAAUUCCAUCGGUAGAUCUUGAAACAGGAAACGCGCAUUUUCUAGUCGAUACGGGCGCGGAAAUAAACUUAAUUAAACUGAAUUUAUUGCGAAAUGAUUUUCCAAUCGCAACGCAUGAGGCCACGAUUAUAUCCGGGAUAACCCCUCAAAAGGAUCGUACGAUAGGAACGACUAUCGUCUACGUACGAUACGUUUUCUGUUACGCCCCGGCGGAAAAUUUGAAAUUCAUCCGCCUUGCGUCCCUUAUCAAGCCCUUUUGGGUUCCGAGAGUAUCUCAUGUGAGGGGCGUGAGGUGGGUGUUUCACUUUUCCGCCAAUCUUUUCGUUCCUCCUCGACCUUGUACA